Molecule: messenger RNA, 2590 nt
Organism: Hydra vulgaris (swiftwater hydra)
Lineage: Eukaryota; Metazoa; Cnidaria; Hydrozoa; Anthoathecata; Hydridae
Product: serrate RNA effector molecule homolog
Biological process (GO): primary miRNA processing; mRNA processing
Cellular component (GO): nuclear body
Source: RefSeq, a predicted model, not a curated record
UUUAUUUCAACAAUAUUUUAUUUAGAUCUAGUAAUAGUUAUUUAAAUGGGAGAUAGUGAUGAAGAGUAUGACAGGCGACGCGGUCGUGAUAAAUUUAGAGGUGAAAGAAAUGAUUAUGAUGCACGUAGACCUCCACCUCGAGCCUAUGAUCGUGCAAGAGGUGAACGAGUAAGAACCUCUCAUGAAAAUAAUAACUGGGAAAACAAGGCUUCAAAAAGAGAUUAUUAUGGUAGAGAUGCCCAUGAGCGCAGAGAUAGUUUUGGUCGUAACUCAAGCCCACCAUCAAAAAGAUCUAGGAGAGAAUGGGAAGAACAGUCACCAUGGAGAGGAUCAGACUCAAAUGCUUUAAUGUCUCAUGACAACAAAAUAAAUGGUAGUCCUUCUCUGAUGGGUUUUAAAGAGUUUAUAUUGCAACAAGAAGAUGAUAUUGAUGAAAGUGAAGCCAUACGUCGAUACCAAGAAUAUAAGGUGGAAUUUAAGCGAACUCAGAUAAAUGACUUUUUUGUUUUGCAAAAAGAUAAAGAAUGGUUUAAAGAGAAAUAUCAUCCAAUAGAGAGUUCAGCUCGUAAAGCUGUUAUUCGUAAUGGAUUAAGAAAACGUCUCAGAGUUUUUCUGGACUUGUAUGAAGCAGGAUAUAUUGACAAUGUUUCAUUGAACAUUAUUGCAACCUCUGAAGUAUUAAAAUUUUUAGAUAGAGUUAUUAUAAAACUUGAAGGUGGCAGUAAAGAAGAUCUAGAUGCUCUUGACAUUCCUCCUGUCAAAGACAAAGAUGUUAAAACAGACGGUGAUGGAGCAUUAAAAGAAGAUGAUCGGGGAGAGAAAAAGCAAAGCGAGGAACAUGGAGUUGAUGAUGGUGAUGAUACAAAAGAACCACUUCCACCUGGAAUGGAAGAUGACGAAGAACUUGAAAUACCUGGAAUAGGCAAUGAAGAGAAGUUAGAAGUUAAAUAUGAUGGUGUCAAUGAUAAGAAAAAUGAUGAAGAAACAAAUGAUGCUACUUUGGUCAAAAAUGAUGAAGAAAAGUAUGUAUAUGAUGGGUUACAUAUGAAAAGACCAGUUUCAUUGUUCAUGCGCAACAUUCCUUCUAAUGUUAGUCGUCAUGAUUUAGUUACAGUGUGCGAGCGCUACCCAGGUUACUUACGUAUGGCACUCUCUGAUCCAUCUCCUGAUCGCAGAUGGGCACGUCGUGCUUGGGCUACUUUUGAACAUAUGGUGAAUAUUAAGGAUAUAUGUUGGAAUUUAAGCAAUAUCAGAAUAAAGGAUUGUGAGCUUGCACCUGUAGUUAACCGUGACGUCUCACACAGAAUUCGUCCUGUAAAUGGCAUUACAUGUUCUCCAAUGACUAUGCUACUGGAUGCAAAGUUGGCAUUAGAUUUAAUUAAAAUUUUAGAUAAGAAGUUCAAACUUUAUGAAAAAGAGGAAUUGCCAAAUAACCAUGUUACUGAAAUUCCGACUGAGAGUUCUGUUAACAAGGAUGUUGAUGAUACUAGUGAGGUUGAAGAAAAUAAAGAGAAUAAGGAAGAAAAAGUGAAGAAAAAAGUAGAGGAGCACUUCGAUUUACCUGAUGAAAAUCCAAUUAUUUCAAAUUUGCCAUCAGAAAUAGUAGAAGCAGUUCCAAUGAAAAUCAAAGAUGAGGAAGAUGGAAAAAUAGAUCAUCCCAUCGUGGUUGAUAAAAAACUUGAAAAAUCAUUGGAUUUGCUUUUGCUGUAUUUACGUGUUGUCCACUGUGUUGAUUAUUACAAUGCUAAUGAGUAUCUGCAUGAGGAUGAGAUGCCAAUGAGGUGUGGAAUUAUGCAUGUACGUGAUCAGCCAAUUUUAUCAGCCAGUAAAAAAGAUGUUGAUGAAUGGUUUCAGAAUAUCAAAACUAAGUUAGAACAUAUUUUCAAUGAUGAUGAGUUAGCUGAUGAUGAUGAAGCAGUGAAAUUAGGAAAAAAAGAUGAAGAAAUUGAAGUUGAAAACUUUAUCAAAGCUAACACUCAAGAAAUAACACCAGACAAAUGGCUAUGCCCACUUAGUGGUAAAAAGUUUCGCGGACCAGAUUUUAUUAGAAAACAUAUUAUGAUGAAGCACUUAAAUAGUGUAGAGAAUGUAAAAACUGAAGUUAUGUUUUUCAACAAUUAUGUAUAUGAUAGCAAGCGCCCAUGCUUUCCUGAUCCUAAACUGCGUGUAAAUCCAGCUAUAACUACUACCUUUACUCCAGUAACAUCAAACCGUACAUGGGUACCUUCUGCUAGACAACCAGCUUCGUUUGCAACACCUCGUCCUCCUUAUAACGCAUCUGUUGCUACCCCCCAUUCUUUAUCUACUUCUCAACCACCAUUAAUAACACAAGAAACAUAUGGUCGAAUGAGUACUUACCCACCAAAACAAAGACGUGGUGGUUCUGCCAUUUUUAGAGAUCGUAAAGUUAUUAAGUAUCGCGACUUGGACGCUCCUGAGGAAUCAGAUUUUUUUUAAAAUCGACAGUUAAAGGUGUGCUUAUUUCGGCAAAUUUAAACAAAACCUCGUCUAUUUAACAAGAUGUAUAAUCGUUUUAUAACAUAACAUCGCUUUUAUUCCGUAAUAUAUACUUAUGUUUUGCAUUUUUAAA